Molecule: messenger RNA, 1678 nt
Organism: Zingiber officinale
Lineage: Eukaryota; Viridiplantae; Streptophyta; Magnoliopsida; Zingiberales; Zingiberaceae
Product: flap endonuclease 1-like
Exons: 14
Coding region: 218-1276 (352 amino acids)
Molecular function (GO): DNA binding; 5'-3' exonuclease activity; 5'-flap endonuclease activity
Source: RefSeq, a predicted model, not a curated record
UUUGGAGUUGGCAUCGCACUCAAACUGCUUAGUCUGCUAGGGUUCCGUUCGAUUUGGACCUUCGGAUUGAAAGGGGAGGAAGGGCAGGGGUUGAAGAUCACAAGAGACCAGAACGAGGCGGGAAAGGCCCAAAGAUAGCAACUCUUCUUUGCCAUUUCACCAUCUCCAUCGCCGUCUCCUCCGUGAGCUACACCCAAGCCUCUCCGUCGAGAUCGCCAUGGGGAUAAAGGGUUUGACGAAGCUCCUUGCGGACCACGCUCCCAAAGCUAUGAAGGAACAGAAGUUUGAGAGUUAUUUCGGCCGGAAGAUUGCAAUUGACGCUAGCAUGAGCGUGUACCAGUUCCUUAUUGUUGUCGGAAGAACUGGCAUGAACACUCUCACUAACCAGACUGGUGAAGUUACACGUCAUUUGCAAGGGAUGUUCAAUCGAACUAUCAGAUUAUUAGAAGCAGGUAUCGAGCCAGUAUAUGUAUUUGACGGUCAACCUCCAGAGCUGAAGAAACAAGAAUUUGCCAAGAGAUAUUCAAAGAGGGAAGAUGCAACUAACGAUCUGAACACAGCAAUUAAGAUUAGUGAUCUAGAGGGAAUUGAAAAGCACAGCAAAAGGACUGUCAAGGUAACCAAGCAACAUAAUGAAGAUUGUAAACGUCUCUUAAGACUGAUGGGUGUGCCUACUAUUGAGGCACCGUGUGAAGCAGAAGCUCAAUGCACAGCUCUUUGCAAAAGUGACAAGGUGUUUGCGGUUGCCUCAGAAGACAUGGAUACUUUAACUUUUGGGGCACCGAGGUUUCUCCGUCAUUUAAUGGAUCCUAGUUCCAGAAAAAUCCCUGUGAUGGAAUUUGAAGUUUCAAAGGUUCUUGAAGAGCUAAGACUCACUAUGGAUCAGUUCAUUGAUUUGUGUAUUCUCUCUGGAUGUGAUUAUUGUGAUAGCAUUAAAGGCAUUGGAGGACAAACUGCUUUGAAGCUCAUCCGUCAGCAUAGUUGCAUAGAGCAUAUCUUGGAGAACAUAAACAAAGAAAGAUAUAAAAUUCCUGAAGAGUGGCCGUAUCAAGAAACUCGACGUUUGUUCAAAGAACCAAAUGUGACCAUGGACGUUCCAGAACUAAAGUGGAUAGCUCCAGAUGAGGAGGGUCUUCUGAGCUUUCUGGUGAAUGAAAAUGGAUUCAACAGUGAUCGAGUUGCUAAGGUAUUUGUCCUCUUCGUAGUGAUUUCUUCUUUGCUAAUAGUUGAUUAUGGAAGUCCCUAUAUUAAAUUGUUUGUUAAUCUCAGCUCCUAAAAUUUUCUAGGCAAUAGAAAAAAUUAAAUCGGCCAAGAACAAAUCUUCCCAGGGCCGGUAGGAUCUUUUGCUAUCUUGUCUGAACUGUGUUGCUUAUGGUCAAUGCAAUCAUUUUGCUCUUUCAUAUGAUUAGAAUGAAAAUUUUGCUUGUAUUGGUCCUCUAUGAUCUUUUCUGUGAUAGGUGGUCAAGAUAUACAUAGAGAGAGCGGAUACUUGUGGCUAGAUAAUAUUUGUUUAGUGUCAUUUUAUUAUUAUUUUUUGUUGCCUUGUAUUGUAACCAUUCUAAAGUUUAACCAAGAUGAAACAUUUUAAGAGUCAAACCCUGUUGUAAGGGAUAGGUCAACUGUGACCUAUUUUGGUUGGCAUCAAUGGGCAAAGUUUUUAACCACAUUAUAUAUUAUA